Molecule: messenger RNA, 588 nt
Organism: Helianthus annuus (common sunflower)
Lineage: Eukaryota; Viridiplantae; Streptophyta; Magnoliopsida; Asterales; Asteraceae
Product: CEN-like protein 1
Exons: 4
Coding region: 7-516 (169 amino acids)
Biological process (GO): flower development; vegetative to reproductive phase transition of meristem
Source: RefSeq, a predicted model, not a curated record
AUCAGCAUGUCACUUGUUGCUGGGAGGGUGAUAGGCGAUGUUGUCGACCAAUUCACACCGAGUGUGAGGAUGGAAGUAGCCUUUAAUCCCCAGUACCCCGUCGUCGUUAACGGCCAUGAGCUCAAGCCUAAUCUUGUUACCUCUAAACCUAGUGUUAAUAUUGGCGGUGUUGACAUGAGAUCAUCUUAUACUCUUGUCAUGACUGACCCGGAUGCUCCAAGUCCAAGUGACCCAUACUUGAGAGAACAUCUUCAUUGGAUUGUCACAGACAUUCCUGGUACAACUGAUGCAACUUUUGGAAGGGAGAUUGUGAGCUAUGAAAAGCCAAAGCCAGUGAUGGGAAUCCAUCGCUAUGUGUUGUUAUUGUUCAAGCAAAGAGCUAGGCAAUCAGUGAGGCCACCGGUUUCACGAGAUCGAUUCAACACUCGUGCCUUUUCUCAAGAAAACGACUUGGGGUUGCCAGUUGCUGCUAUGUACUUCCAUGCUCAAAGAGAAAAUGCCCCCCGCAGAAGAUAAUUCAAUUUCAUACGUAUAAGAUGAAAUAUUAUAAGGCAAAAUAAAACAACUAAGUUGUGGCUUCCAUCAUGC